This is a messenger RNA of Octopus sinensis (East Asian common octopus), 2387 nucleotides long. RefSeq names its product ragulator complex protein LAMTOR4 homolog. The transcript has 4 exons. The record is from RefSeq and is a predicted model, not a curated record. Gene Ontology annotation, cellular component: lysosome; Ragulator complex. Lineage: Eukaryota; Metazoa; Mollusca; Cephalopoda; Octopoda; Octopodidae. Gene Ontology annotation, biological process: cellular response to amino acid stimulus; positive regulation of TOR signaling. The coding region runs from base 131 to 418 and encodes 95 amino acids. Gene Ontology annotation, molecular function: guanyl-nucleotide exchange factor activity.
CUAAGCCCGGAGCAAUUGCUGCACUCACUUCCGCUUGUGCCACCGGUGGAGUGCUCUCCCUUGUCCUUUUAAUUUACUAUAGCACGUGACCCUAUGUUUUUGUACGGUUUAAUAUUGAGGACGAUCUAAGAUGGCUGCUUUAAACAUGGACAAAAUUCCUGGCUCUGUUGGAUACCAAAUACUUAAUGAAGAAGGUGCAAUUCUGAGUUCGUUUGGUGAACUAGAAUAUGAUGAAGUCACCGCUAACCGAAUAUACAGAUUCUUGCACAUAGCAUGUAAAAUGCCACUUGCUGAAAGGAAAGAUUACUGGAAAAGAAUUAUGGUACUCUGGGAGGAUUUCAUGUAUGUCAUCACUGUAUCGAAUCGCAAAAUCUACGUAUGCAAACGGAUUUAUCAACCAGAGGCUGUGAAUGUUUGAAGAAAUGGUACCUGUGUAUAAACUACAGAUUGUAUAAAUAAAAUGUUAUGUGGUAACUUGUUGUACAAAGCCAACGGACUGAAAGACAGAAAAACAGCAACGCAGACCCUCCUUUCUUUUUUCCUGUCUGGUCUUAAAAAUCUUUUCCAAACUGACUGAUUCCAUGAUUGAUACAUUUGAACAUGCCUAAUAAGUUCACUUAAGAUCACUGUUCCAAUCAAAUACUUUCCCUCCUCUAACUUAAAUGAACAGAACAAGACGAAAAGUAUAUUGUUCUCUCUCUGCAUCUGACUCUUCUUUCCGAGGCUGUUUUAGCCUUACUUUCUCUUUUAGACUGGAUUUCUCUCUUUACAUACACACACAUACACAUCACUAUUAAAUAUGAGUAAGUACGUGUAUGUAGAAAAACAGGUAAAAAAAAAAAAAAUGAUAGUAAAGCAGGAGCUUUAUUUCCAGUUUAUCUAUGCAUACAUCUUACAUAUUUGUAUUUAAUAGGCACAAAUAUAUUCUCUGAACUAUCCUAAAUUAUAUUUGCUUUCAUACGCAGACUUUUAUGAAGAGAUAUAAUGAAUACUGUUUCUCAGAAGGUAACUGGAACUAAAAUUACUGUUCAAACUGUUUGAGCUUUAUAUAUAUAUACACAUAUAUAUACACACACAUACACACAUAUAUUUAUAUACAUACACAUAUAUAUUUAUAUACAUAUACAUAAAUAAAAAUCUGUAUGUGUAUAUAUAUAUACACACACGUGUGUCUUGCACGUAUGUAUAAUAUAUAUAUAUAUAUAUGUGCAAAAUAUUAGUUAUUAAUUUCUUUUUUUUUAAUUAUGGAAAUCUUCUUUAGGAGGUGGCCACCAAGGAAGUACAGUCCAAGAUUUGGUGCUUCACUAGGUGCAACUUGGUGUUACUUCAAUUGACAACUCGGUUGGUGUUAAGCCUGGUUAAGAGAAAUCAGUUUCAAAAUCUUUUAUAUUUGAGAUUUUAAUAGCUUUGAAAUCAUUUAUUUACUUUCUAUUGCAACAGUUUUCUAAGAAUUAAAGACUUUUUGGUUUACAACUGACACCGCCAAUCUUGAUAAGUCGUAUCUUAUUAUCAUGAACAAAAUAUACCUGCGCCAUGUAACUAAGAUAUGAUAAACUCGGUGUAUGCAAUUGAAACAUCAUUAAAUCAAAAUAGCUGUCUGUGUACCAUACCUAAUAUAUACACACCAUUAAAAGGCAUAAUGCUGUGAUUUUCAUUCAAGAAAAAAUUUCUUCAUAGAUAUGUAUUAAAUAUACAUCAGAGCAAGACAAACUCUCUUGUAGUUGUGUCUCAUGAGAGUUCUCAUGAGUUGCUGCUGUGCUGUUUGCUUUACUCCAAUAUAUGUUGUCUGCAAAGAGAUUUCCUCACAGACGAAAAUCACAGCAUCAUGCCUUUCAAUGAUCUAUAUAUGUUACGUAUCACAGUUGGUUAUUUUAUAUGAAUUUUAAAGUUGGUUUUCAGUCAGACAAAAAUUUUAAAUGAUAUAAAACGACAUAAAGUUGGAAUUAUUUUCUUUAAUUAGUAAUAAUAAUAUUUUUAUAUGGUUUAUUUUCCUUAAGUAAUUGACUUCUACUAUUUAACUAAGUAACUUUACUAAAAUAUUUCCAUCUAGGUGAAUCUAGGGUUUGAUUAGAAAUCAACUCACCUUGAUUACAGUAUUUCUUUUUACUUACGUACAUCAUGUUAUCUAUUUUAUUUUAUACUUUGUUUUCUUCUUUGCCUUUUCCAGAUUUUUUUAAUUUUUAUUUUUCGUUAUAUCGACUUUUCUUAAGCUCAAAAGUAACCAUGAUGUGUUCAAAGACACGCAAAAAAGAAAAAUAUAUAAAGAAAUUCACCCAAAUAUGCAUGCUUCUUUCCUGAAUAAGCUUCUGAAUAAGAUCCCCUUGACCUUCCUUACAAAUCCAGCAAAAUUAUCAUGGCUGAUUAUUUAAUAAAGUAUUUAUAAAAUG